ACCGGACUACAACCGGCAGUGAUUGUGCGCAUGCGUGCUUGGUCUUCCUGCCGAUUCCAGUGGACAGGUCUCUGUGCUAGAAACGGUCGGAAAUUCUGAACUUGUAGGAAAAUGUCUCGACAGACGAACCGAGGUACCGAGAACAAGAAAAUGAACUCAGAGCUAUUCACUCUGACCUAUGGAGCUCUGGUCACACAGUUAUGUAAAGAUUAUGAAAAUGAUGAAGAUGUCAAUAAGCAAUUGGAUAAAAUGGGUUACAACAUUGGUGUCAGACUAAUCGAAGAUUUUUUAGCGCGUUCUAAUGUUGGAAGAUGUCAUGAUUUCCGUGAAACUGCAGAUGUUAUUGCAAAGGUUGCAUUUAAAAUGUACCUGGGUAUAACUCCUAGUGUGACCAACUGGAGCCCAGCAGGAGAUGAGUUUUCAUUGAUUCUGGAAAAUAAUCCACUUGUUGAUUUUGUGGAAUUACCUGACAACCACUCCAGUUUGAUCUACUCAAAUCUUCUGUGUGGAUUGCUGAGAGGAGCAUUGGAAAUGGUUCAAAUGGCAAUUGAUGUGAAAUUUGUCCAAGACACACUCAAGGGUGACAAUGUGACAGAAAUCCGAAUGAAAUUCAUUAAAAGGAUUGAAGAAAAUCUCCCAGCAGGAGAAGAAUAGCAUUUCAUAGUCUUUUACUGGACAGUAAGAAGCUGAAGAUAUUCUGUUAAUAUAGAAUGUUGCAGUGCAAAGUUACUUUAUUGGAAACGUUUGACCUUUAAAGUGCAGAAAUGGAAAACAACUUAUUAGUCAUGGAAUUCACCUAAAGCGACUCCUUUGACUGAAAUUCCAGUGCUUGUGCACUUUCACUUAUUUGAGGUCUUGUAUAAGAGUUUGUGUUCUUUUUGUUUUGUAAUUAUUUGUAUUUCUUUUCAAUUACAUAUUUUGCGUUAUCAAAAAUAGAGCUCAAUUCUUUUAUUGUUUUCCUGACCUAUUUAAGAUCACAAAGUUAAUGUUAACAGUAUUGGCUCCACUGCUUGCUUCCUCUCAACCUCCAACUCCUCUACUUUCUUUCCAAAGGUUGAUAUCGUCAAGGCUGCUAAGAAUGGCUGCAAAGUCACAUCACCUACAUAAUUCUGAUUAGGAAUAUUUGUUUUGUGUGAUUUUAGUACACUUACUACAUUGGCACUGAAGUCAUGCUAUAUGGCACUUAAUGAUGUACUGUGGUUUCCUACUACUACUGCAAAAUCGUAAAACAGAAAAUACUGCAAAUGUAUUACAAAAACUCAAGUACCUGCUAAAACAAAAAGCCACGGUUUUGGGCAAAACCUGUUUGGUGAUUUUCAUUUUUUUAUUUUCAGCAUUUUCAGACUUGUAUUUACUGGAAUAAUUGAAGAUGCUAUGCUGCCUGCAUCCCUAUCAUUUGAUUCUAUUUGUGCACACUUACUUGCAAUUGAUUUUGAUCUGUGUUCUUCAGAGUCUUCCAACAAUUUGUGGAUUGUGCAGUGAAUGGCUUCUGUGAUAUUACUCCAGAGUGUGAGCAUUGGAAAUGGCUUCCCUUGGUCUUUCUGAAAUGGAUCAUGAAUUCAAAUGUACACGGGCACUUGUGAUAUAAUCUUGACGGAAUUGUAAUGAAGGCAUAAAAUUACACUUCUGAAAACUAGCUGCAGAAUUCUAAGGCUUGUGUAACAGGGCCGACUGAACAUUGUACUGAAGAGCUACAGCGAAAUUGCAGGCAGUCAAACUUUGGAAAAUCUACUGUUUUUACCAUUUGAAUUGGCUGUGGUAGAUGCACAUAGUAUUUCAACAAAUUGAUGCAUUCUUUAUGGGUUCCAAUUUUUAUCUACUUCCCAGUACUAGAAUUGUAAGCAUUUUUUUUUUACUUUGCACCACUGGAGUUCUAAAAAGGCUUAAGUACAUUGCCACAGCUUUGAUUUUGUCUGUGGUGUAAUUAACUUGCAGUUUUUGUUUCUCCUUACUUUGUAUUGUUGAUCUGGAACAUUUACAAAUACAGUUUUCUGCACACAUUGGAAGCUAACACUGAUGCCCUAAUCUGUUCGGUUGUUUCGAACUCAGAAUCUCACUUUCCAGCAGAUCUUUUGUCAGUAGGACAGUGUUGAUUUUGGUAUUUUCUGAUGUGGAAAGUAUGUAUGCUUAUUUAUUCCUUAUAGCAACUGGUAAUCCAUGACUGCUGCAGCAAUGAAAGAUGUAUGGAAAUACUGAUAACUUUUUUUUUAAAAAGCACAUUAAAGAUUCUCUAAAGGAGGCAAAGGAAGAUAUGUUUGGUUCUAUUUUCAAGAAACAAACCUAAAUUCAUAUUUCCACUCUACAAACUAUUCUGCUUAGUAGCUAGACUUGGCCAUCCAGUUUAUGCCUCCUUUUAAUUUAAAUUGUAGCCUCCCCUGAAUAUUAUUUUGCUGUGCUGUUGUGAGGAUUCCAGAUAUGUAGAGGACAUAUGGGUGAGAUUUGGUAGCCAGUACUGAUACACAUAGUAUUUGUUUCUUGUUUGCAGCUUGCAGAUUUUUAAAAUGUCAUUUAUCUAUUACUUAAACAAUAUUUUGACAUCUGUAAUUUAAAAUUCAGAGUGGUUAUUGAUAUGGCAAAGAAUUGUAAUACUGAUUUUAUCAGCGGCUUUAGCUAGGAAUCUCCUACUUAACUGCAUUGUUAGAGAUUCUGGGUGCACUAAUGUUGAUCAGAAAUUUGAGCUAAUUCACUCUUGGAUAAUGAAGGUUAUAACUUCACAUCUGUAGAGAUGUGAAUUCUGCAUUCUCAAAGUGGCUUCAAAGCUGGUAACGAUUCAAAUCAAAAGCAGUGAAAGUGCAGCAUGACUGUACAGGAGGUAUAUCAAUUUGAAGUGUUUACCUGAGUUUCCAAUAAAUGUGCAUAUAAAAAAUUAUGGGUUGCACUAUUAUAAGAUAUAGACUUUAUUAGAAAAUUUUGUUUAAAGGUAGAAUUUCCAAUAUGAACUAAAGUAAAAAGAGAAAGUGAAAUGCAGCAGAGACCCAGGUGGAAGGCAUAAAUAUGAUGGAUCAUAACUUAUUUUUAAUCCAAGAACCUGCAAAUAUUUACAAAACAAAUUUACAUAAACUUACUGGUUUGUAUAUUAAAUUAUCAGAACAAUUUGCUCUUGAUUCAUGGUUUAUUUGAUCACCUCGCACAUUGUAAACCAGAUCAAUAGUUUAUCAUGAAAAAACCUGGGACGAAAGAGUCAUACCUAUUUAUUUCCUUUCUAUGGGUUAUGUACAAUUUUUGCCUUUGGUUUAUUUACUUCUGAAUGAGAAGAAAAUUGUUAUAUUUCUCUAUGGUGAGCUUUCAACAGAAACCUCUGGCAUUGACAUUUCUGUUCCAGUUGUAUAGGAGCAACAUAAGAAACUGGACAAUUGUCAGAAAGUGUCCUGCUCAAAUUGUAUAAUGGUCAAAUCAUAAUGCAUCCUUCCGGUACAAACAGGAUGCAAUUACAGCUGACCCCUGUGUUAUGGCCAUUCAGGUAACAGAAAUUCACCCUUAUAAAAUUCACAUUGUUAUUCAAAUUUGAGAUAUGGAAUAAAAUUCACUCUUACAGAAUUUAUUUGGGGGGGGGUGGGGAAGAGAAGUAAAUAACUAAACACUUUUUUCAAUUGCGUUUCGAUACAGCUUUGUUAUGGAAAAUUGUAAUAGAGACCAUUUUCUAGGAACACAAUGCACCAUGCCGACCAUGGUGCCCACCCAUCUAGUCCCAAUUUCCCUCUCAGCUCCACCCCUCUAUUGAAGUGCUUCUUAAGUGGUACUAUUGUACCUACCUCAGCUGCUUCCUCUGGCAGCUCAUUCCAUAUACUUGCCAUCGUCUGUGUGCAAAAAGUUGCCCCUCAAGUCCUUUUAAAAUCUUUCCCUUCUCACCCUAAACCUAUGCCCCCUAGUUUUGGACUCCCCUACCCUGGGGAAAAGACUGCUACCAUCCACCUUAUCUAUGCCCCUCAUGAUUUUAUAAACCUCUAAGAUCGGCUCUCAUUCUCCUACACUCAAAGGAACAAAGACCUAGCCUGGCCAUCCUCUCCCUAUAACUCAGGCCCUCUAGUCCUGGCAACAUCCUCAAAUCUUUUCUGCAUUCUUUCUAGUUUAACCAUGUCCUUCCUAUAACAGGAUGACCAAAACCGUACACAGUGUGACCUCACCAAUGACUUGUACAACUGCAACAUAAUGUCUCAACGCCUAUACUCAAUACCCUGACUGAUGAAGACCAGCGUGCUAAACAUUUUUUUCACCAUCCUGUCCACCUGUGAUGCUGCUUUCAAUGAACUAUGCACUUGUACUCCCAGGUCCCUCUGUUCCAUUACACUCCUUAGUGCCCUACCAUUCAUAGUACAAGUCCUACACUCAUGGUACAAGUCCUGGUUCCAAAAUGCAUCACCUCACACUUAUCUGUAUUGAAAUCCAUCUGCCACUCGUUGGCCACUUCCCUAACUGAUCAAGAUUCCCCUGUAAUCUAUGAUAACCUUCACUAUCUACAUGAGGUGAUAUUUUAUUCAGCCACUCGAGUUUUCCAUUCGUUGGUACUAAAUUUGUGGUUUCUGGGAAGAUGCCUGUGGAAGGAGCUAAGAAUUUCAGUUCAAAAAGUGACCACUUGAUUUUCAUUAACUUUUUGAAUUAAGUUGUUUAUUGAAAUAAAUGACUAGAACCCAAGAUGUAUUUUGGCCUCCCUGCCUUCCAAAUAAAUGUUUUGAGGCUUCUGGGAGGUGAGUAAGGAGAUGGGAGAAGAAGAAAAUGAUUUUGCUGUUUAAAUUGCUUUUACAAUUUAAUACAAGAGUUGCAAACUGCAUUCUGAUUGCUUUUGGAGCUAGCUAAAUUUAACCAUUGUUGAAACAUGUCUUGUUCCUGCACCUAUUUUCCUGUUGUCACUGAUUUAUUGAAUUUGCCACUUGUUGGUCUUCUCUACUUCCCCACAUAGAAAGAUUGUAUAAAAAUAGGAUACAAAUACUAAAUUGGAUCUCUGUGCAUUCCUUUCUGAGCUACAAAAUUUCCCACAUAUUUGGGGAAAAAGAAAAUGUUUUAUUUUGGAAAUAUGGAAUGUACUCACCCAUAAGGUGAUUAGAAUAUAGAAGCCAAAAAUAAAAUAUAAAGCCAAAACAUUCCCUAAUACAAUAGGUUGGAGUUACAGGUGACAGUUCUAUCACACUUCAGAUUUUAUUAUAAACUUUGUUUCUCAGGCUAACAAUCCUGAUGGAUGCUUGGAUCUCGUCCUUGUGGAAAACAGACACCAUUCAGAAAUGUUCACUUAUGUGUGAAGAUGUUUUAAUUGCAAAAUAAAUAAAAAGAACUUAAUAGACUUCUUGUUUUAUCCUGUAACAAUGAAAAGAAAUAGUCCUGGUAAUGUGUGAAGUUUGAUUUAUUUCCAGAUUUAUAAUAUGACUCAGCCCAGGUGCAUUUUGUUUGCAGUUGUCAUUGACUGACCAGAUACCUGUCUCCUCUUAAAUUUUGUCCUAGAAACAACAAAUGGUGCAGAAUAUUUUUCUGUGUUGAUUAAAAACUAUAGACUCCAGCAGGAAGAGUUAUUUUCCUUGCCUACUACAACUUAAUCUCGGGUUCUGAAGCACCAGAGAUUAGAAACUAGUGAUUAAAUAAACACCACACUUAAAUUCUGUGUUGUGGAUGCUGGUUCAUCAUCAUUAUUAUUACAAAUAAGAAAAUUGCAAAGUGGAAGUUAAAAAUUCUGUAAGUAAAUCUGUAAUUUUCUGUCACUGUCUACCUUCACAUUUAAUAAAAAAUAAUUUGUAAUUUAUAGAUGAUGUAUCAGGCUACAAGUGUUUCUUUUUCCAUUGGCUGAAGAUUUAAUGGGUUAAAUCUUCCAGUCAGGCUUGCAACUGAUCCACCCAUUUGGUAAAUCUGCUGUUUCUGGGCAAAGCCAGUUUGGGCCUUGGCAACAAGGCAUUCUGUGAUGUAAAUCUGAUAUGUGGAGGUGCCAGGGCCAGAAUCACCUACAAGAUGUGUUGGAAAAGGUUUUUGACAGCGGGCAAAGCUAUGACUCCAGAUUAAUUGACUAUCAAUGGUAACAAAUUAAGUGAAAGUUACUGGCAUUAUGAAACAUUUUAAAAACUUAAAUGUAUUACUUUUAUUAUGCUUAAAGAAUAUUUAAAAUUAUUACAAAACAAUCACAAUGCUUAAGCUCAAUUUGAAAAAAAAAUUAAUUUGUUUAAGAUUUACUUUAGUCCUUCUCAGUAAAGGAUCUU
Pristis pectinata (smalltooth sawfish) is the source of this 6176-nucleotide messenger RNA. Its product is annotated as trafficking protein particle complex subunit 3. The record is from RefSeq and is a predicted model, not a curated record. The transcript has 5 exons. Lineage: Eukaryota; Metazoa; Chordata; Chondrichthyes; Rhinopristiformes; Pristidae. Gene Ontology annotation, biological process: intra-Golgi vesicle-mediated transport; endoplasmic reticulum to Golgi vesicle-mediated transport. Bases 112 to 654 code for a protein of 180 amino acids. Gene Ontology annotation, cellular component: cis-Golgi network membrane; TRAPP complex; cytosol.